UUUUUUUUUCAGUGCUUCCACCAUUUUUCUUUUUGAAGUGAGAUAAUGUUGAAUUCGAUGCCUCAAAAAAGUUGAUCUCAUCGUUGACCUCCUGGAAACCAGAACCCUAGUGUCUCAAUUCAAUGUCGUGGAAAGCACUGAUUUGGGGUCUCACAUGUACAAUCUUUGCCCUAAUUCUGAAAUUGUUGUCGGUUGUGAUAAUCGGAGGUCGGACGACGAGAAAGAGAGCUGUAGGGUUCUUCCACCCCUACACCAACGACGGCGGCGGCGGAGAGAGAGUUCUGUGGUGCGCCGUAAAAGCCAUCCAAGAUGAGCGUUCUGAUCUCGACUGCCUCGUCUACACCGGCGAUCACGAUGCUUCCCCCGAGAGUCUCAUUGCUCGAGCCAUCGAUCGCUUUGGAGUCCAAUUGCUUUACCCUCCCAAGGUGGUGCACUUGCACAAAAGGAAGUGGAUUGAAGAAGCAACUUACCCUCGCUUCACUAUGAUUGGUCAAAGCUUUGGCUCAGUUUAUCUCUCAUGGGAGGCUUUGUCCAAGUUUACCCCUCAAUAUUAUUUCGAUACUAGUGGAUAUGCUUUUACCUAUCCAAUUGCCCGGAUGUUCGGAUGCAAAGUUAUUUGCUACACACAUUACCCAACAAUCAGUUUAGACAUGUUAUCUCGUGUGCGUGGGCGGAGAUCAUUGUAUAACAAUGAUGCCUUAAUUGCUCAGAGCAUUUUGCUAUCUCAGUGCAAAGCCAUCUAUUACUUGUUCUUUAGCUGGAUGUAUGGGAUUGUUGGCUCUUGUGCAGACCUUGCAAUGGUGAACUCUUCGUGGACCCAAUCGCAUAUUGAAAAUCUUUGGGGAAUUCCGGACAGAAUUAAGCGAGUCUAUCCUCCUUGUGAUACUUCAGGGCUUCAGGCGCUUCCAUUGGAAAGACCUGUGAAAUCUCCAACAAUUAUAUCUGUUGCUCAGUUUCGUCCAGAGAAGGCACACACACUACAACUUGAGGCAUUUUCAGUUGCCAUUAGAAAAUUAGAUGCAGACACGCCUAGACCCAAGCUCCAAUUUGUGGGUAGUUGUCGGAAUAAGGCAGAUGAGGAAAGAUUGCAAAAUUUGAAAAACCUAGCUAUUGAACUGAAGGUAGAAGAGGACGUGGAGUUCUACAAGAAUCUGAUGUACAGGGAAUUGGUGAGACUUUUGGGUAGUGCUGUUGUAGGGAUCCAUUCCAUGAUAGAUGAGCACUUUGGCAUAUGUGUGGUGGAGUACAUGGCCGCAGGUGCCAUACCAAUUGCUCAUAAUUCUGCUGGCCCAAAGAUGGACAUUGUGUUGGAAGAAGAUGGACAGCAAACUGGAUUUCUUGCUCAAAAUGUGGAAGAGUAUGCUGAUGCCAUCCUAAAAGUUUUGAGUAUGCCUGAAACUGAGAGGCUCAAGAUGGCUGCUGCAGCAAGGAGACGGGCUGGCAGGUUUUCCGAACAGAGAUUUUAUGAAGAUUUUAAAUCAGCAAUUCGGCCAAUUCUGUCAAAUUCUUCCCAGUGAGGGAAAAAGGGGCUGGCAUGCAAACUUGUUAAGGCUAGAGUGAUCGAUCUCUACCUUUUUAUUUUUUUAAUUAUUUUUUUAGAAAAGUGGAGAAAGUUUUGUCACUGUAAAAGGAUUAAGUUUUAAAUCAGUUUUUACUAUAAUCAAAGAAUUUGAGGAGGUUAAGCUAUUGGUUUGGAAAUGUGACUUGAAAGCUUCAACAAUGGCGGACAUUGAAAAAGACAAGAACGCAAUUUUAUUAGAAGUGGAAAUUACACAA
Messenger RNA from Camellia sinensis, 1776 nucleotides. It is a transcript of the gene LEW3, whose product is annotated as UDP-Glycosyltransferase superfamily protein. Lineage: Eukaryota; Viridiplantae; Streptophyta; Magnoliopsida; Ericales; Theaceae. Gene Ontology annotation, biological process: protein N-linked glycosylation; dolichol-linked oligosaccharide biosynthetic process. The record is from RefSeq and is a predicted model, not a curated record. Gene Ontology annotation, cellular component: endoplasmic reticulum membrane. Gene Ontology annotation, molecular function: GDP-Man:Man(3)GlcNAc(2)-PP-Dol alpha-1,2-mannosyltransferase activity.